AAACCGGACGGCGUCCAGCGGCACCUGGUGGGUGAGAUCGUGCGGCGCUUCGAGAGGAAGGGCUUCAAGCUGGUGGGGUUGAAGCUGCUGCAGGCGUCGGAGGAGCUGCUGAAGGAGCACUAUAUCGACCUGCGGGACCGGCCCUUCUAUGGCCGCCUGGUGAAGUACAUGAGCUCGGGGCCAGUGGUGGCCAUGGUGUGGCAGGGUCUGGAUGUGGUGAGGAUGGCACGCACGAUGAUUGGAGAGACCAACCCGGCUGAGUCCAAGCCUGGCACCAUCCGAGGAGACUUCUGCAUUGAAGUUGGCAAGAAUGUGAUUCAUGGCAGUGACUCGGUUGAGAGUGCCCAGAAGGAGAUCUCCCUCUGGUUCCGCCCAGAGGAGCUGAUGUGCUGGGAGGAUGCAGCUGAACGAUGGAUCUACGAGUGAUGACACAGCCUGAGGGAAGUACAUCUUCCUGACCUGGGCACGGGGCAUUUUCAUUAGUUCCAUUUUGGCCCCUCAGGCUGGCUGUGGAUUCUGCUGUGGUAUCACAUGCUGAGAGUUUCUCUUCUGUGUGUCUGUGGAGGGGCUGUGGGAGCUGGUCUUUAUGUUUGUAACUCAGCAGUUCAGCUCCCUGCAAUAGUAGCUUUCUUUUUCUUUUUUUUUUCCCCUCCAUCUCCUGUAGUAAGUAGUUGAAGUUGCUGCUCAGUUUGCUGCAGCAUCCCAAAGUCCUUAAGUGGUUCAAAGUGAUUUAUAAAGGAGAGUGAAAGCUGGGCUCUGUGCCUGUCACUGUGCUGGCAGGCCUACCAGGCACAGAGGGACACGUGCUCCUAGCCCUGGGGAGGUGCACUGCUCACUGCAGGGUACAGGCACUGUCAUCCACUUGCAUUUUGGUGCAAUCCCUCACCAGAGGCUUUUAAAGAAGUGAGCUGCUGAGGUGUAAAGCGGAAAGGGCAGAGGCUGGUGACUAGGGCUGACCCAGCCUGGUGACACUCAUCACUUUAAUGUGUCCCUUGUGUGCAGGGCAGAAGUAGCCUCUGGAGGAGGAGGCUCAUUAGUCGGGCUCCUGCUGUGAGUUUUCACUUCUGGAGGCUUCCUGACUUUCAGUGACAGCAAGGCCUGUCACUGGAGAGGCUCAGAGCCACUUGUUUGAAUGUGUUCCUGCGUCCCGUUUUUGCCUGCUGUCCCUCUCUAUUUUCACACCGCCGUCCAUUUCAUUCAGCUGUUCCUGAGCCCUCUGCACAGCCUGCCAAAAUACAAAGGCAGUGACUGUGGCACUGCAUUCUGCUGUGGAGCAGGGGUCUGGUGAAACCUGAGGGAAAAAGGGUUUUGUUGCAUGUAGACUGAGGUACUUUGCUCGUGUUCUGCAAGCUCAUCUCCCUCUUGAGCUAGAAAGAUUUGUAUCUUAUGGGGCAUGAGUGCAGUUCCCCAGCUCCCACUUCUACCUGAAGGCUGGCCUGGGGUGGUGGGACUGAGCAGAGAAAUACCAGAAGUAACAGGGAGAAGGGACUUGGGACUUCUGUGAUUAACUGUGGCUUUCCUUUGCAGUCCAGUGGCAACACACAGCAUUUCUAAUAGCCAGAGCACCUCAUGCCUUCAGGGCCUUCUCCAAAUGGUUGGUUACAGCUCUAAUCAUCUUUAAGAGAUUGUCUGUUCCCACAAAUCAUCCGUGUGUUUUUAUUUAUAAUAAACUCUGGAGAGUUCCAUCUCUUCUGGUUGUUGCUGGGUGAGUGGGAGGUGGCUCUAGGUGAGCACUCACAGGAAUGUGAGCUAGUGCCAGUUUUUCUGAUGGAACUGUGCUGCUAGUGGUAGCUUUCUUUUGUGUUUUUUUUUUAUUGCCCCAGAGAUGCACAGGCAAGGCAACUAAUGGGGAAGGAGCCACAGUUUGUCAAGAUAUUAAAAUAAUUCAGGAAGGCAAUUAUAAGGGAACUUGUAUUCAGAUGCAUUGUAUUCUGUGUGUUCAGAUUACUGACCAACAACUGGUAACUAGCAAAGGCAAUCUGCAGUCUUAUUCCUAAUUUUCACUACUUUCCUAUUCUGUUGCCCCAUCUAUUGUCACAUGCAUUUCUUAAGUUAUUUGACAAAAUAAACCUGAGCUUGUUUGAACA
Messenger RNA from Centrocercus urophasianus (Greater sage-grouse), 2087 nucleotides. RefSeq names its product nucleoside diphosphate kinase 3-like. Gene Ontology annotation, biological process: UTP biosynthetic process; GTP biosynthetic process; CTP biosynthetic process. The record is from RefSeq and is a predicted model, not a curated record. Gene Ontology annotation, molecular function: nucleoside diphosphate kinase activity. Lineage: Eukaryota; Metazoa; Chordata; Aves; Galliformes; Phasianidae. The annotation marks the transcript as partial. The transcript is spliced from 4 exons.